UCUCCGCCAGUUUUCUUCUUUCUCUUGUCGUCUGGUUUUUUUUUUUUUUCUCUCUCUUCUGGCUAAUAUUAAGAUUCCAACAUUGUUCUAUAAAAAAAUAUAUAUUUCUUGUCAGAUUUUGAAUGGAUGAUAAGUGACCAUAUUCAUAUUCUAAUCAUCUUGGAGAGCUGGAGUCUUUAUUUAUUUUGUUCAUUUAAUAAAUUGAUAUAUGUGAUAGUGAUGUAGCAAGCACUGGCAGACAUGAUUCCAUCCAUUUUCUUUUUAAGGGUCUUUAGACUGCAUACUCUUUUUCUCACACAAAAAAAAUGGAAAUCUCAGGGAGCUCCAUGGUUGUGGCCAUUCUUUGUGUGGGUUUAAUUACACUGGGGUGGAAAGUGGUCAACUGGGUUUGGUUGAAGCCAAAGAAGCUAGAAAGGUACCUGAGGCAGCAAGGUCUUUCUGGUAAUUCCUACAGGCCCUUGAUUGGGGACUUGACUGACAACUUCAAGAUGACCAAAGAGGCACUCUCAAAACCCAUGGAGUUCUCUCAUGACAUUGUGCCUCAUGUGUUCCCUUUGCUCCAAGAAACCUUCAACAAAUAUGGGAAAAAGUCUUUCAUUUGGCUAGGCCCAGUUCCUACUGUGGUCAUCUUUGACGCGGAAUUAAUGAGAGAAACUUUAACCAAGUAUAGGGUGUUUGAGAAGCCACAUUCAAACCCACUCCUCUCAUUGCUUGCGACUGGCUUGAUCAGCUACGAAGGUGACAAAUGGGUCAAGCAUAGAAGGAUCAUCAACCCAGCUUUCCACAUAGACAAGAUGAAGGACAUGUUACCUGCAUUUCAAGUCGCUUGUGAAAACAUGUUGAGCAAAUGGGAGACGCAUUUCUCAUCAAAGGAGACAUGUGAGUUGGAUGUGUGGCCAUAUCUUUGCACUUUUUCCGCCGAUGCGAUUUCCCGGGCAGCAUUCGGUAGUAACUUUGAAGAAGGAGAAGGGUUCUUCAAGCUCCAAAAGGAACUAGGUGCUCUGACACGCGAAGUUCUGUACUCGGUCUGCAUACCACUGUUGAGGUUUCUGCCAACUAAAAGGAACAGGAGCAUGAAACAGAUCCCUAAUGAAAUGGCUAUUUGUCUGAGGAGAAUUAUCAACAAAAGAGAGAAGGCAAUGAGGGCAGGAGAAGCCACAGAAGAUGAUUUGUUGGGUAUACUUCUGAAAUCCAAUUUCAGUGAAAUUCAAGAGCAUGGAGAUGACAAGGACGUCGGAAUGAGCAUUGAAGAAGUGAUUGAAGAAUGCAGAGUGUUCUACUUAGCUGGAGAAGACACAACCAAAGAUUUGAUUAACUGGACACUGGUUCUGUUGGGCAAGCAUCAAGACUGGCAAAGGCGUGCAAGAGAAGAGGUUGUGCAAAUUUUUAAGAACAAACCAGACUAUGCUGGCUUAAACCGCUUAAAAAUUGUGAACAUGAUUCUGUAUGAGGUUCUUAGGUUGUACCCACCAGUCAUUUUCACAAUCCGAGAGAUUACUAAGGAGACCAAACUGGGAGACAUUUCUCUACCACCAGGUGUGCAGCUUUUCGUGCCAAUUCUCUUUGUCCAUCAUGACAAAGAAAUCUGGGGCGAUGACGUCCACGAAUUCAAGCCUGAGAGGUUCUCAGAAGGCGUCUCCAAGGCAUCAAAGAAUGAAGUAGCACCGUUCUUCUCAUUUAGCACAGGCCCUAGGACAUGCAUUGGACAGAACUUCGCGCUCAUGGAAGCGAAAACAGUUAUAACCAUGAUUUUACAGCGGUUUACAUUUGAGCUUUCUCCAGCCUACAGACAUUCUCCUUUCAAUAUGCUCACUCUUGAGCCUCAGUAUGGUACUCAAAUCAUUUUUCAUAAAAUCUAGAAUCAGAAUUCAACUUUCUGAUUUGUAAGAAUUCUGUCUGUUCAUCCCUAUAAAUAACAGACUAAAAACUAAUGUGAGCGGAGUGGGGGUGUUUCAGUACUUCAAUAAGAACCUGAAUAUGUGUUAUGUAUAGUAUAAGUAGGGCUUUCAAAGGAAACUUGAAAUUUGAAUACAGAUAGAAUAUCCUAUGUGUCAGAUUCCGAUUGAAAUUGAAAA
Molecule: messenger RNA, 2075 nt
Organism: Prunus avium (sweet cherry)
Lineage: Eukaryota; Viridiplantae; Streptophyta; Magnoliopsida; Rosales; Rosaceae
Product: cytochrome P450 CYP72A219-like
Molecular function (GO): heme binding; iron ion binding; oxidoreductase activity, acting on paired donors, with incorporation or reduction of molecular oxygen
Source: RefSeq, a predicted model, not a curated record